Molecule: messenger RNA, 828 nt
Organism: Delphinapterus leucas (beluga whale)
Lineage: Eukaryota; Metazoa; Chordata; Mammalia; Artiodactyla; Monodontidae
Source: RefSeq, a predicted model, not a curated record
AUGCUGCUGCCGGGGACCCGCAGCCUGCGAGGGGAGGCGGCUUCCGCCGAGGCUGGGCUGCUGCAGUGUCUGAGCUGCCGGGACAGCGCGCCUCAGAACCGGGAGCAUCCCCGUCCCUGGGGCCGAGACGCCUGCUUCUCUGUCCUCCCUCCUCCCUCUCGGGACCGGGGCGAGCGGCUCUGGUUUCAGUAUGCAACUAUUGCCUUACUUCCACCUUUCAUUUUCCAGCAACAGCUGCAGGCAUAUGUGGCCUGGGUGAACGCACAGCUGAAGAAGAGGCCAGCAGUGAAGCCUGUGCAGGACCUGCGACAGGAUCUCCGGGAUGGGGUGAUCCUGGCGUAUCUCAUCGAGAUUGUAGCAGGAGAAAAGCUGAGUGGUGUACAGCUGAGUCCCAGUAACCAGCAGGAGAUGAAAAAUAAUGUGGAGAAAGUGUUACAGUUUGUAGCCUCCAAAAAGAUUCGUAUGCACCAGACUUCAGCUAAAGAUAUCGUGGAAGGCAACCUGAAGUCUAUCAUGAGGCUGGUCCUGGCCUUGGCAGCUCAUUUCAAACCGGGCUCCAGCAGGACAGUGAACCAAGGACAGGACGCCAGAGCCCCUCUGCAGAGUCACCAGCCACACUGUGCCACUGCUGUGGCCCAGGGAGCAGCUGCCGCCCUAGCUGAUGUGUGUCACGACAUGUCACGGUCAGGGCGGGAUAUCUUUCGAUACAGACAGAGGAACAGCAGCGUGGAUGAGGAGAUUGGGAAUCCAUGCUGGAGCGUGCGAGCCCUGGUGCAGCAGUAUGAAGGGCAGCAAAGGUCCCCAUCCGAGUCCAGCUGCUCCAGGUAA